Molecule: messenger RNA, 3233 nt
Organism: Marmota monax (woodchuck)
Lineage: Eukaryota; Metazoa; Chordata; Mammalia; Rodentia; Sciuridae
Gene: Syn1
Product: synapsin I
Exons: 13
Coding region: 159-2276 (705 amino acids)
Biological process (GO): neurotransmitter secretion
Cellular component (GO): synaptic vesicle; synaptic vesicle membrane
Molecular function (GO): ATP binding
Source: RefSeq, a predicted model, not a curated record
UGCGGCGGCGGCGACUCAGCGCUGCCUCAGUCUGCGGCGGGCAGCAGAGGAGUCGCGUCGUGCCUGAGAGCGCAGCAGUGCUCCUGGGCCCCGUGAGGUCCGCCCCCGCGGGUCCUGAUCAGACUGCCCCUAGGACCCCCCUGCCCCAAGCCGCAGCCAUGAACUACCUGCGGCGCCGCCUGUCGGACAGCAACUUCAUGGCCAAUCUGCCGAAUGGGUACAUGACAGACCUGCAGCGCCCGCAGCCGCCCCCGCCGCCCUCUGCUGCUAGCCCGGGAGCCACGCCCGGUUCCGUGACUGCCACAGCCGAAAGGUCCUCCACAGCUGCCCCUGUGGCCUCUCCGGCAGCCCCUAGUCCCGGGUCCUCGGGGGGCGGUGGCUUCUUCUCAUCGCUGUCCAACGCGGUCAAGCAGACCACAGCAGCUGCGGCCGCCACCUUCAGCGAGCAGGUGGGCGGCGGCUCUGGGGGCGCAGGUCGCGGGGGCGCCGCCGCCAGGGUGCUGCUGGUCAUCGACGAGCCGCACACAGACUGGGCAAAAUACUUCAAAGGGAAAAAGAUCCAUGGAGAAAUUGACAUAAAAGUAGAACAGGCUGAAUUCUCUGAUCUCAACCUUGUGGCUCAUGCUAAUGGUGGAUUCUCUGUGGAUAUGGAAGUUCUGCGGAAUGGGGUAAAAGUUGUGCGGUCUCUGAAACCAGACUUUGUACUGAUCCGCCAGCAUGCCUUCAGCAUGGCACGCAAUGGAGACUACCGCAGUUUGGUCAUUGGGCUGCAGUAUGCUGGAAUACCCAGCGUUAAUUCUUUGCAUUCUGUCUACAACUUCUGUGACAAGCCCUGGGUGUUUGCCCAGAUGGUUCGACUGCACAAGAAACUGGGAACAGAGGAGUUCCCUCUGAUAGAUCAGACCUUCUACCCCAAUCACAAAGAAAUGCUUAGCAGCACAACGUACCCUGUGGUUGUGAAGAUGGGGCAUGCACACUCGGGAAUGGGCAAGGUCAAAGUGGACAACCAGCACGACUUUCAGGACAUUGCAAGUGUUGUGGCGCUGACCAAGACAUAUGCCACUGCUGAGCCCUUCAUUGAUGCCAAAUAUGAUGUGCGUGUCCAGAAGAUUGGGCAGAACUACAAAGCUUACAUGAGGACGUCAGUGUCAGGGAACUGGAAGACCAACACAGGCUCUGCGAUGCUUGAGCAGAUCGCCAUGUCUGACAGGUACAAGCUGUGGGUGGAUACAUGCUCGGAGAUCUUUGGGGGACUGGACAUCUGCGCGGUGGAAGCACUGCAUGGAAAGGACGGAAGGGAUCACAUCAUUGAGGUGGUGGGAUCCUCCAUGCCUCUUAUAGGUGACCACCAGGAUGAAGAUAAGCAGCUCAUCGUGGAACUCGUGGUCAACAAGAUGGCUCAGGCCCUGCCCCGGCAGCGGCAGAGGGAUGCCUCCCCUGGCAGGGGCUCCCACAGCCAGACUCCAUCCCCAGGGGCCCUGCCCUUGGGCCGCCAGACCUCCCAGCAGCCUGCAGGGCCUCCAGCUCAGCAGCGACCUCCGCCCCAGGGUGGCCCUCCACAGCCUGGCCCAGGGCCCCAGCGCCAGGGACCCCCACUGCAACAGCGCCCUCCACCACAGGGCCAGCAGCACCUUUCAGGCCUUGGACCCCCAGCUGGCAGCCCUCUGCCUCAGCGCCUACCAAGUCCCACAUCCGCACCCCAGCAGCCCGCAUCCCAGGCCACACAGAUGACCCAGGGUCAAGGCCGCCAAUCCCGGCCAGUGGCAGGAGGCCCUGGGGCGCCUCCAGCAGCCCGCCCACCUGCCUCCCCAUCUCCCCAGCGCCAGGCAGGCCCCCCACAGGCUACCCGCCAAACAUCUGUCUCUGGUCCAGCUCCACCAAAGGCCUCAGGGGCCCCACCCGGUGGGCCGCAGCGCCAAGGCCCUCCCCAGAAACCCCCAGGCCCUGCUGGUCCUACACGCCAGGCCAGCCAGGCAGGUCCUGGACCCCGCACUGGGCCACCCACCACGCAGCAGCCCAGGCCCAGCGGCCCAGGUCCCGCUGGACGUCCUGCCAAACCACAGCUGGCCCAGAAACCCAGCCAGGACGUGCCGCCACCUGCCACCGCCGCUGCCGGGGGACCCCCUCACCCCCAGCUCAACAAAUCCCAGUCUCUGACCAAUGCCUUCAACCUUCCAGAGCCAGCCCCGCCCAGGCCCAGCCUUAGCCAGGACGAGGUGAAAGCUGAGACCAUCCGCAGCCUGAGGAAGUCUUUCGCCAGCCUCUUCUCCGACUGACACCCCACCCUGAGAAUCCCCAAAUCCCUGGGCAAACCCUCUCUGGGCCCUGAAUCCAUUAUUCACUUUUGGAAUCUCUAAAUUCCUUGAGAACUCCUCUCCUGGUUCUCCAACACCCCACUUAUCAUUCCUCAAGAUGCCUAAGUUCCUUGUGACACCUGGUCCUAAAUCCAGUUCUCACGUUUGGGAUCCCUAAGUCCUAUUAGAAUCCUGCUCCUGGUCACCUCAAGAUCUACUGUUUUAGAACCUCCAAAUUCCUUAAGACCUCCACUCCCAGUAACCCAAAGAAUAUUUCCUUCCUGGAAGCUCCCAAAUACCAGGCAACCUGUUUCUGGCCCUAACACCACUGAAUGCCCUCCUUGAGUCCAGAAACUCCUGGAAAAACCUAUUCCUGGUCCUAAAUCUCUCCAGCACACCGUGUUCCUCAUCAAAAUUUUCCAAUUCCGAGAAAUCCCUACCUUUAAAAGCCUCUCCAUGGAUCUCCCAUCUCUCUGGAGACCCACAUCUUCAAAUGCUACCCACCAGAGUUCCAUAAAAAUCUCCCUUCACCCUCUUCUCCUCAACAUCAUUCAACACACUGGGAGCUCCUCUCACUUCUAGGACCCCUCGGUUCCCCCAGGGACCCCCCCUCCCAAGUUUCCUGCCUCUGACAGCUGUCUUUAAAUAUGCAAACUCCACCCCUCCACCCAGAAUCCUUUGCACAGGGAAGGCCAAUGGUCUCCCACUUCCCCACCUUUGCCGUGAUGUCUGUGUCUGUGACUGACGUGGCCUCCUCUUGUGCCGUGCUUGGCAUAUGUGGUCCUCGUUCAUCGUGCCGCCUGUGGUGAUGCGUGCAGUGACGCUGUUUGUGUGGUCUGCACCUCCCCCCAACCUCCACUCCUUGCCUGGAUUUCCUCCCCUCAGCGGCUCUGAACCCCAGAGAAGAGUCGGGAAGCAAAAUAAACAAGCAAAGGCCCA